Messenger RNA from Prunus avium (sweet cherry), 1327 nucleotides. The record is from RefSeq and is a predicted model, not a curated record. Lineage: Eukaryota; Viridiplantae; Streptophyta; Magnoliopsida; Rosales; Rosaceae.
GUUGCUGAGCCACAAGUCAGUAGAUUAUGCACGGAAGCCCAAGAAUGCAUGGUGAUGGCCAGGUGGUUCGAUUUGGUGUCACUUAUGCUAACUUCAGCUGAUGUCAUAUUAUCAAAGGUCUCCGAGAAAGAUCUUGAGUGCAUAUUCACUGUUAUCUGCAAUGUUGUUACAAAGUCUGAAAGUCCAGAUGAAGCUCUCGAGAUGGCAAAACUUAUAUCCGCAAAGAUUACUCAGCAACCAAGUGACAAGCCCGCGUUGCGCUUAAAGAUCUUGUUCAAUCUGUACAACCUACUGGAGAAUCCAUAUAGCCGGUUCUUUGUCUACUUGAGUGCUCUAAAUUUGGCAAUCAAUGGAAAGGUCACUGAACAUGUCAUCCCUUCAUUCAAAAAGAUAGAAAGUUUCUUGAAAGAGUGGAAUAUUGGGGUCUCGGACCAGAGACAACUUUUUCUUACCAUAUCAAAUGUUUUAAGAGAACACAAAAGCUUGGCAAAGGAGUCUUUCAAAUUCCUGAGCAAGUACUUAGCUACUUUUUCUGGUGAAGAUGCAUAUAUAUUGAAUGAAGCCAAGGAGGAAGCUGUGCGCACAAUUGUGGAAUUUGUGAAGGCCCCGGACUUGUUUCAGUGUGAUUUGCUAGAUAUGCCUGCUGUAGGGCAAUUGGAGAAGGAUGCUAAGCAUGCGUUGGCAUAUCAGCUUUUAAAGAUCUUUCUGACUCAGAGGCUGGAUGCUUACGUGGAGUUUCAGGCUGCAAAUUCUACUUUACUGAAAGGCUAUGGACUUGUCCAUGAAGACUGCAUGACAAAGAUGAGGUUGAUUUCUUUGGUGGAUCUUGGCUCUGAUGAAUCUGGACGGAUUCCUUACAGUCUUAUCAGAGAUACGCUUCAGAUUAAUGAUGAGGUAGUCGAACUUUGGGUGGUCAAAGCGAUAACUGCUAAGUUAAUGGACUGUAAAAUGGACCAGAUGAAUCAAGUGGUGAUUGUGAGCCGCUGUACUGAGAGAGUAUUUGGGCAGCAACAAUGGCUUACACUUAGAUCAAAGUUAGCAACUUGGAGAGGUAAUGUUGCAAAUGUUAUCAGCACAAUUCGAGCUAACAGGAUAGCUGAAGAUGGCUCGCAGGCAGUGCAAGGCUUAGUUAUUCGUUAGAAAAUUCUUGGUUAUGUAGGUUCUUGACUGACUUAUGAAAGCUUGAAGUAGCAUUUAUGAUUCCCAAUUAUUUUCCCUUUGGACUUUGGAUCCAAAUGUUUUGGAAAUUUUGACAGGAAAAAAGUCUCUUGUUAUUUACAAAUCUUAUGAUUAUACGCUUGGUAAAUGAUGAAUGACUGCUUAUAUA